Messenger RNA from Vicia faba (fava bean), 1644 nucleotides. The record is from the annotation of a GenBank genome assembly. Lineage: Eukaryota; Viridiplantae; Streptophyta; Magnoliopsida; Fabales; Fabaceae.
AUGAUGCUUGAAGGAUCGGUUAGCAUUAAUGGCCGAGAGUUGGAGACAAUGCUUUCUUUUAGAACUCCAACAGCAGAUAUGGAAAAUGACUUAUUUGGUAAACAUUUAAGCACAAAGAGUAUAGAAAGUUUAGAUGAUUUAAGCACAAAGAGCUUCUACUCCCCAAAAAAGUUGGAGCCACAAGGCCAUAGAGACCUAGCUGCACUUAAAUUGCAGAAAGUUUACAAAAGUUUUCGAACCAGAAGACAGCUUGCAGAUUGUGCAGUUCUUGCAGAACAGAGAUGGUGGAGGGCUUUGGAUUUUGCCGAACUUAAGCGCAGUUCUAUAUCAUUUUUCGACAUUGAAAAACCUGAGACUGCGAUUUCACGUUGGUCAAGGGCUAGAAAGAGAGCUGCCAAGGUUGGAAAGGGUCUAUCUAAGGAUAGGAAGGCUCGGAAGCUUGCUUUGCAGCACUGGCUAGAGGCAAUUGACCCUCGACAUCGCUAUGGCCAUAACCUCCAAUUUUAUUAUGUUCAAUGGCUACACUGUGAUAGUAAUCAACCUUUCUUCUAUUGGCUUGAUAUCGGAGGUGGCAGGGAAUUCGGUUCUGAGAGAUGUUCUAGAUCAAAGCUUCAGCAGCAAUGCAUCAAAUAUUUGGGUCCAGAGGAAAGAAAGGCUUAUGAAGUAGUUAUUGAGAAUGGGAGGCUCUUUUACAAAGACAGUGGGAUUCCAGUUGAAAGUACAAAAGAUGCUAAGUGGAUCUUUGUACUUAGCACUUCCAAGACUUUGUAUGUUGGGCAAAAGAACAAAGGCACAUUUCAACAUUCAAGCUUCCUAGCAGGCGGAGCCACAUUAUCUGCUGGUAGAUUAGUAGUUGAAGACGGCGUUCUUAAGUCUGUUUGGCCUCACAGUGGACAUUAUCUCCCAACCGAAGAAAAUUUCCAGGAAUUCGUGUCGUUUCUUAAGGAGAAUAAUGUCGACCUUACGGAUGUACAGAAAAACCCAGAGGAAGAUGACGAACCAGUGAAAAUGAACCAGGAACAUCAUUUUAGAGGAAAAUCUUCAGAGAAGUUACCAUCAAACAUCGAAUUAUCCAAAGAGAAAAUCGAGGACAUAAAUGAGGAUUCAUCUGCUGAUUCAAACACCCAUCCACCGUUAUCUAGAUUGUCGAAACGGCUAGGAACAAAAAUAACGAGACUCGAAAUACCAAAGAGAGACAACGUGACUGACAUUUUCGAAUCAGUAUUGGCAAUACACCGUCCAACUAGAAAACUAUAUUCGCCACUUUCAGACUCAGAGUCAGAUUGCGGUUACGAGACAGCAGAAGAAUCGUUUAUCCACGAAGAAGACUUCAUGGUUUCAAAAUCGAACUUGUUUGUUGAGGAUCACGACAACGAAGAAGAAAAUCCUAUUCCAAAAGAAAAGAUAAUGAAGAGAAUAGAUUCACAUAAAGGAAUGAAAUCAUAUCAACUGGCAAAUCAUUUAUCGACAAAAUGGUCAACAGGUGCUGGUCCUAGAAUUGGUUGUAUGCGAGACUAUCCAGCAGAGCUUCAGUCUUUUAUCUUGGAACAGCAAAACUUAUCUCCAAGGGCAAAAGCAUCAGCGCCAUCGCCUCGGAUACCGCUCUUGUCUCGAUUCAGUCAACACGUCGGUCCUUUUCCAUGA